UCGACCAUCAACACCAUCGACCAUCAGAGUAGGCUAAACGUGGUAGCAGGAGACAGAACCGUAGCGGAAGUAGAGUACGAGAGGGAGACUCAGCAUUGACUGCUGCCGCUGGUUCUUCCCAUCGGCCCCAAGUUUCAGUUUGGUACGAGAUUCGAAAGCAUCCUCUGUUUCGUUUUGUUAUAGACAAUUCUUCGUAUGAUAAGUUGAUUUUGAUGAAUGAAAAUAAGUUCUAUGACAGAAACUGGACAUGAUUUUGUGAUGAGUGAUCUUUAAUUGAAAUAACAGAGACAUUGAAAGCAUCUUAAAGAUGGAUUACGUCUUCAGACAUCGUAGAUUCUCCUUACCUAAGAGAACUAGUGAGCUGAUAGCACUUCUAGCUGUAUCGACAACUCUUUUCCUCUUUUUACACACAAGAGAUUUGAAUUCUCGAUUGAAAGAAAUGGAGGUGCGUUUACAACCUGAAGAUGUUUUGUCUAGUAAUCAAUUGAUCUCUAGUAACAGUGGCCCAGAUGAAGCGCCAGGAAUCAGAGCGAUGAUGAAAUUGCUCCAGAGUACUGGUGAGGAUUUUGAACACUGUGUGUUAUCUGGAGACAGAGAAUGUCGUUACAUCCGAGGCGAAAUCAGAGAAGGCAUAGGCGACCACAGAAGACAAUCCAUGUUCUUCUGUGGACAUCACAUGGACUGUCUACCUUUCAACACUGAAGGGGCUUUGGAAAGAUGCCAAAGAGCAGAAGAAAACUAUACAGUCGUUGGUGUUUUUAAAGAGAUGAACACUACAUUAACUGUCUUGGAAAAUUAUAUUCCUCGAUUUUUUGAGGGAGCGUCAGAUGUAUAUUGGAAUGAAAUAAGUAGAUACAACCCUAUCAACAAGAAUAACUUCAAGCCGCCUGUAAGUGAAGAAGUGAAAGAAAUUGUAAGGAGGAACUUCACCAAAGAAAUAGACUUUUACGAAUUCUGCAAACAGAGACUCCAUAAACAGUAUCUGGCACUAAAAUUAGAUAAAUCAUAGUCAACUUAUAUUUCGAAUCGUUUAUUUAUACUGAUAGAUUCUUGUGUUUGUUGAUGUUUUGUUUGUCAGUAGAUAUUGUUGUUGGUAGAUUUAUGUUACUCUAUAUUUGCAAAAUUCCAUAUCAGUAUUGUAUUUACUGUUUUUCUGGUAAAACAUGCUUUUAUUUAUUGUAAAUUAUGCUUGACUGAAAAAUUGUCUCUAUUAAUAUGUUUGUAAAUAUUACAUUUGAACUAGAAUUUAAUGUAUUACAAAGGAGGGGGGGUUUAUUCUUCUUGAAAUUAAAAUUUCUAUAAAACGUACCAAAUUUAGGAACUUGUCAAGGUUUUUAAAAUAUGGACAAAAUCUUGUUCUAGAUAUAAUUCUAUAUAAUAAUUUCUUGUCAAUAUUUUAUGUCAACCAUUUCAUGAAUAAAUUAUAGUUGUCUCUCUGUUGCAUAAAAUCAUUAAAUAUAUUUUUAUUAGAUAAAGGUGCCUCAAGAAUAUUAUAAUGAAUAUUUAUGUGUUUAUAGUAUCAUAUGGUUUAGUGUUAUUUUUGAUUUAUAUUUAAAAGUGUUGUUAUAAAAUCAUUUUCCAUUUAAUUUUAAUUUUUCGUCUCAUUAGAAUUAUUGUAAUAACACUUAAAAUAUUGUGAUUUUAUUUUGGUAAACUGUAAAUAUAUGUUUAAAUAUAGUAUAGUUAAUAAUAGGAUUUCUAUGCUUGUUUUAUACAUCA
Messenger RNA from Sitophilus oryzae (rice weevil), 1719 nucleotides. Its product is annotated as heparan sulfate 2-O-sulfotransferase pipe-like. Gene Ontology annotation, cellular component: membrane. Gene Ontology annotation, molecular function: sulfotransferase activity. NCBI's taxonomy places the organism in Eukaryota, Metazoa, Arthropoda, Insecta, Coleoptera, Curculionidae. The record is from RefSeq and is a predicted model, not a curated record.